This is a messenger RNA of Onychostoma macrolepis, 771 nucleotides long. Its product is annotated as nuclear apoptosis-inducing factor 1-like. The record is from RefSeq and is a predicted model, not a curated record. Bases 1 to 771 code for a protein of 256 amino acids. Gene Ontology annotation, cellular component: nucleus. The transcript is spliced from 2 exons. NCBI's taxonomy places the organism in Eukaryota, Metazoa, Chordata, Actinopteri, Cypriniformes, Cyprinidae.
AUGGAAGAGAAAAGAAACAGGAAGAAAAAUUUCAGUCAUGAAGAAAUUCUCAUUUUAAUUGAUGGAUACAAAGAAAACAAAACAGUCAUUGAAAGCAAAUUAAACUCGUCUGUUACAAACCGGAAAAAAUGUGAGAUUUGGCAGGACAUAACAAACAAAAUAAACGCAAAAGGCUUUGAGCAGAGGGAGGUAAAGGAAUUGAGGAAGAAGUGGAGCGACCUUAAGACACAAGCAAUUGAGGACUUUCCUCGCACUAAACAUGUACCCACUGGAGGUGGUCCGAGACCAGAGCCUGGCCCGUAUUCAACCGUUAUCCUAGAAAUAAUCGGCGACAACUCACCCACCGUCUGUGGAAUCACUGGAGUUGAAAGUGGAAUUGAAGCCGCAGACAUGGCUCAAAGCGUUAUUGCAUCAAGUCAGCCAACACCAGUAACAGAAACUUGCGCUGGAAACAUCGUACUGCCAGCGUCAACAGGAGAUCCUCCUGUCCUUCAUGCAGACCAUCCAGGGAGCACACAAGACAAAGAACUGCCACCUUCAGUCGAAAAUGCAAGGAAAAGGAAGCGUGCAAAUGAGCUGGAUGAGGACAUAAACUAUAACCGCUGCAAGCUUCUCAAGCUUGAAUGCGCAAAAGUAAAAGAGGAGAUCCUGAAAAUAAAAAGUGAACGCAAAAAAAUAGACCUAGAAAAUGUGAAAAUAAACCUGGAGAUCAUUAAAUUACAAGAGGAGUUAAAGCCUCAUGGCUACACCUUCAACGUUGUUGAAAUGUAG